AUGAAAUUGUCUAAUUUUUUAAUAUUUUUAAUCAAUCUUGCAACGUGUUGGAACGGAAAUGGAAUAAAAACAUAUUUUGGAGAAAUUGUUGGGUUUAAUUAUACAUUAUUAGGUGAAAAAGUGACAGAAUAUUUAGGAGUCCCAUAUGCACAAUCUCCAACUAUACUUAAUAGAUUCAAACCACCAUAUGAAUUAGAAAAAGAUCAUUUUAAUAAUAAAAAUUUUACUUUGUAUGCUGUACAUAAAACAUCAGGAUGUCCACAAAUUAUUAGAACAAUGGGUUUUGACGGAUAUGAUGCAUCAAAUCCAGAUGACACUAAUGAAAGUUGUCUUAAAUUAAACAUGUGGGUUCCAAAAGAUGAAAAAAAUAUGUCAGUUAUAGUUUUUUUCCAUGGUGGUAGUUGGACAGUAAGAACUGGUAGUGCUGAUAAAUUUAAUGGAAGUGUUCUUGCUUUAAAAACAAAGUCAAUAGUUGUUGUACCAAACUUUAGACUAGGAUUUUUUGGUUUUGCUUAUUUAAAAGGUAAAGAUGGAAUAGAAGGUAACAUGGGAUUAUUAGAUCAACAAAUGGUAUUAAAAUGGAUUAAUAGAACAAUUGAGAGUUUUGGUGGUGAUAAAACAAAAGUAACUAUUUUUGGAACAGGUACUGGGGCAUCUUCAGUAGCAGCUCAUUUAUUUUCCAAUAAUAGUAAACCACUUUUUAAAAGAGGAAUAAUGAGUUCUGGUACUAUAACACAUUUUAUGACUACAGUUUCAAGAGAGAUAGCAGACACAAAUACUAGAAAUGUUUCAGUAUUGUUAAAUUGCAGUAGUAGCAUAAAUGAUACAUCAAAAACCAACACACAAAUUGUAGAAUGUUUACGUAAUAAAACUAUAGCAGAAUUGUUAGAUGCUGCAAGAAAUGUUAGUGCUCCUGGUCAAAUGCCAACACCAUUUCCUUUUAUGCCUAUUAAUAACGAUACAGUUUUUUUCAAUGGAAGUAUAACAUAUAACUAUCAUAAGAUAUUGUUUAAUAAAGAUGUUGAUUUAAUGUUUGGAAGAACAGCUGAUGAAGCAACAUUUUUUAUGGCAACUGGUUUCACAAAUAAUAGUCAGUUUGGUUGUUAUUUUUAUCCACAAAAACCUGCUAAUCAUUCUGAUAAUAAAUGUGAAAUGAAUAUUACAAACUUUGAAAAUCUAGUUAAAUUUGGAGGAAAAAUAUUAAAUUUUAAUCAAACAGAAACUGAUAAUUUAAAAACAAUUUACAACAAGUCUGCUAGCACAUAUACUAACCGAUCAAUUAGAAUUUUAUCUGAUUUUAUUUUUGAUUGUGAACUUUCUAGAUUUGCAAUAACAUAUGCAAAUUUUUCUAAACAUAACACUUAUUUUUAUGAAUAUAAUAGACGAUCACCAAUUAAUCCCUGGCCAGAAUGGACUGGUGCAAUGCAUGGAGAUGAUUUAAUUGAUAUAUUUGGUAUUCCAUUUAGACAUCCUGAAAAAUAUAAUACAAGUAUUUUAGAACGUGAAAAAAAGUAUUCAGAAAAUGUAAUGUGGGCAAUAGGUAAUUUUACAACUUAUGGUAAUACAACAUCGGUAUGGAAUAAAUUAAAUGCUACUGAAUCUAAAGCUCUUGUAUUUAAUGGAGAAUUAGGACAACCAGGAAAAACACCACCUUAUACAAAUGUAACACCACCUACAUGUACUGAAUUUUAUAAGAUACUUGUUCAAUCCAUUCUACGGACUGCCCUUUCAAAUAUGUUGAAAAUGGCACAAAAUAAAUCACCAAAUUAA
This is a messenger RNA of Strongyloides ratti, 1770 nucleotides long. RefSeq names its product Acetylcholinesterase. Lineage: Eukaryota; Metazoa; Nematoda; Chromadorea; Rhabditida; Strongyloididae. Gene Ontology annotation, molecular function: acetylcholinesterase activity. Gene Ontology annotation, biological process: acetylcholine catabolic process; choline metabolic process. The coding region runs from base 1 to 1770 and encodes 589 amino acids. The transcript has 3 exons. Gene Ontology annotation, cellular component: plasma membrane. The record is from RefSeq and is a predicted model, not a curated record.